GGCCCGGGGCCAUUUCAGGAGUAAGACUUUUUGUCAACCUUGACUUCUCUUUGGAUAUGGAGAAAGCAAAAGGCAAAAAGGGCUCCACGAAGUCGGGGGAAGACUACCUGGCUGGCCAAUCCCAACCUGUGUCGGAAGAAGCCAAAGAGAAACAGCAGGCGUACGGUGAACCAAAGUUACCAGGAACCUCAGCAAGUGGGACCAAACGGAAGAGAUCUAUGAAAGAAGGCAAAGCUUCCUGUUCAGAAAAGACGGCACAAGAGAGUACAAGAGUAAGAAUUCGGAAGAAAAUCCCAGUUCCUCCAUUACCUUCGAAACUGCCACCAGCCAACUUGCUUCACCGAGACAUCCUGCGGGCCUGGUGCCAAGAACUCAAGCUGAGCACCAAAGGCCAGAAAUUAGAUGUAUAUAAGCGAAUCUGCGAAUAUGCUUACCCAGAUCAAAAGACAAACAUUCCUGUCACCGCAGAGGAGGCCAAGAUUCUCACCCAGACACAAAGAAGGUUGAUGAUGGACAAGGGGGAAAUGUCUCUGGAAAGUCCUGGAACAAAGAUACCUUCUGAUGGAACCUACCCUCCUGAAGUGGCUGCCCCCGCUGAGGGGUCUGAUGCUCUCCUGGAGGGGGUCAAUACUGUUGUUGUGACCACUUCGGCCCCAGAUUCCGUGUUUGCCUCCUGGUCCAGAAUUGCAGCCAGGGCUGGGAAGAUGGAGACAGUGGCAUCGCCACAGGAGGCCCACGGUGCCAAGUGGUGUGUGGUCCAUGGGAGAAGUAUGCCUGCAGACACAGAAGGUUGGGUUCACCUGCAAUUUCAUGCAGGACAAGCCUGGGUGCCUGAAAAGCGGGGGAGAGUAUGCGCCCUCUUCUUGCUCCCCGCUUGUAACUUCCCACCCCCACAGCUGGAGGACAACAUGCUGUGCCCCAAAUGUGUUCGCAGUGGGAACCUGAGCCCCGCCUGGCAGAGGGUUUGGGAGUGGGAGGUGGAGUGGAAAGUACAGGUGUGCUUCCACGCUGGAUUUCUCUGCAAUUCCAACUCCUCCAGAGAUGGCUACACCCUCUUAGAUGAAUUUAGUGGCAACAGGAACCUGCAGGAUGAUUUUGGUGUUUGGAAGAAACCAGGGGGAGAAAUGUCCUAUUUCCCACCUGCAAACCAAAGUAACAGUCCUGCGGAUCUGUCUGCCCAGAAGCGCACGGGUGCUGUGAGCAAGAUAUGCGGUGCACUAGGAAUGCUGAUAGGAGGCCUCUGGAGCCAGCCCUCCAAAUUUCUCCUGGCCCCAAAGGGACAUGUAAGGCUCUCAAGAGUUGGUGUUGAAGCUUCGGAGUCGGUUUCUGCCAAGGCGUUGCUGGCUAAGGGCAAAUGGAUCUGCGUGAAGAAAGCCCAUGAACUCUCUGCCAGGGAGCAAAAUUAG
Molecule: messenger RNA, 1406 nt
Organism: Canis lupus familiaris (dog)
Lineage: Eukaryota; Metazoa; Chordata; Mammalia; Carnivora; Canidae
Gene: DPPA4
Product: developmental pluripotency associated 4
Exons: 8
Coding region: 57-1406 (449 amino acids)
Biological process (GO): system development
Cellular component (GO): nucleus
Molecular function (GO): chromatin binding
Source: RefSeq, a predicted model, not a curated record